GGGUGGAGGGCUGGAGCCCGUCGGUCCUCCGGCUGCUCCGGGAGCCUCGGGGCGCGGCGCGGGCAUGGCUCGCCCGGCGUGGGGGUUGCUGUGGCUGCUGCUGGGCAGCGCGGGCGCGCAGUACGAGAAGUACAGCUUCCGAGGCUUCCCUCCGGAGGACCUGAUGCCUCUGGCCACGGCCUACGGCCACGCUCUGGAGCAGUACGAGGGCGAGAGCUGGCGCGAGAGCGCGCGCUACCUGGAGGCGGCGCUGCGGCUGCACCGGCUGCUGCGCGACAGCGAGGCCUUCUGCCACGCCAACUGCAGCGGCCCCGCCGCCUCGCAGCCCCGGCCCGCGCCCGGCCCGGACGAUGACAGCGACGGCGAUGGCGAGGACUGGGCGCGCGAGCUGCGGCUCUUCGGGCACGUCCUGGAACGCGCCGCCUGUCUGCGGCGCUGCAAGCGGACGCUGCCCGCCUUCCAGGUCCCUUACCCGCCCAGGCAGCUGCUGCGCGACUUCCAGAGCCGCCUGCCCUAUCAGUACCUGCACUACGCGCAGUUCAAGGCGAACCGACUGGAGAAGGCGGUGGCUGCGGCCUACACCUUCCUCCAGAGGAACCCCAAGCACGAGCUGACCGCCAAGUAUCUCAGCUACUACAGGGGGAUGCUGGAUAUCGGAGACGAGUCCCUUACCGACCUAGAGGCUCAGCCCUACGAGGCUGUGUUCCUCCGGGCUGUGAAGCUCUACAACAGCGGGGACUUCCGCGGCAGCAUAGAAGACAUGGAACGGGCCCUGGCUGAGUACAUGACAGUCUUCGCUCGGUGUCUAGCUGGCUGUGAGGGGGCCCACGAGCAGGUAGACUUCAAGGACUUCUACCCAGCCAUAGCAGAUCUCUUUGCAGAGUCCCUCCAGUGCAAGGUGGACUGCGAAGCCAAUCUCAUCCCCAAUGUAGGUGGCUACUUUGUGGACAAGUUUGUGGCCACCAUGUAUCACUACCUGCAGUUUGCCUACUACAAAUUGAACGAUGUACGCCAGGCCGCCCGCAGUGCUGCUAGCUACAUGCUCUUUGACCCCAAGGACAGUGUCAUGCAGCAGAACCUGGUGUAUUACCGCUUCCACCGGGCUCGCUGGGGCCUUGAAGAAGAGGACUUCCAGCCCCGGGAGGAGGCCAUGCUCUACCACAACCAGACCUCCGAGCUCCGGGAGUUACUGGACUUCACACACAUGUACCUUCAGUCAGAUGAUGAGAUGGAACUGGAGGAGACAGAACCACCCCCGGAUGAACCAGAGGAGUCAGAAGAACCCCUGUCUGAUGCUGAGUUUGAAGGGGAGGGUGACUAUGAGGAGGGCCUCUAUGCAGACUGGUGGCAGGAGCCAGAUGCCAAGGGCGACGAGGCUGAGGCUGAGCCAGAGCCUGAACUGGCAUAAGAGUGGCGCACGCCCUUAAUCCCAGCACUUGAGAGGCGGGCGGAUCUCUGUGAGUUCAAGGCCAGCCUGGUCUACAGAGUGAGUUCCAGGACAGCCAGGGCUGUUACACAGAGAAACCCUGUCUCAAGAAGCCAAAAAGAAAAAACAAAGAGCAGUGACAUGGUGCAUCCCACCCCUCAAACUCAGGGUACCAGGCUAGGAGCAAGAACUAUUUAUUAAAACUUAAAAUGGCCAGGAGUGGUGGCGCGUGCCUUUGACACCAGCACCCAGCGGAGGCAGAAGCAGGCAGAUCUCAGUUCUAGGCCAGCCUGGCCUACACAUCCAGGCCAGUGGAGGCUACGUAGUGAGAUCUUGUUUCAAAACAAAAACAGCUGAGUGUGGUAGCACAGGCCUUUAAUUCUAGCACUUGGAAUGCAGGGGUGGGUGGAUCUUUGUGAGUUCAAGGCCAGCCUGGCUCACAUAGCGAGUGCCAGACCAGUGGAGGCUUCGUAGUGAGACCGUUUCAAAAUAAAUAGAAAAACCUUAAAAGGGGCAUAGUUGGCCUAGCUCCCACCCAGACUCCACCCUACCUCUCUGUGUCCUUGAACCGCAGAAUGGUGGCCACGUUGCUGCUUGGCAAGUGAGCUGGUGGGGGGGUUGCCCCUGCCCCUUUCUGUUCCACAGCGGACAUCCUCCUGAGGAAGUUUUCGGCUUCUGGCUUGAGUCUCACAGGACCAAGGCCAGCCAGGUGACAGUUCUGACUGAGCUGCAGAGGGGGCUGAGGAACGUGGGGCUUGGAGCUCUGGUGCUCAAUAAAUGUUUAUUGUUGAAUGAA
Messenger RNA from Phodopus roborovskii (desert hamster), 2222 nucleotides. It is a transcript of the gene P3h4, whose product is annotated as prolyl 3-hydroxylase family member 4 (inactive). The record is from RefSeq and is a predicted model, not a curated record. The coding region runs from base 65 to 1408 and encodes 447 amino acids. NCBI's taxonomy places the organism in Eukaryota, Metazoa, Chordata, Mammalia, Rodentia, Cricetidae. Gene Ontology annotation, biological process: peptidyl-lysine hydroxylation; collagen fibril organization. Gene Ontology annotation, molecular function: protein binding; collagen binding. Gene Ontology annotation, cellular component: endoplasmic reticulum. The transcript is spliced from 8 exons.